CUUCUCUCCCCCCCCAUGACCCACCCCACCUGUAAGGGCAUAAAACCCUUCCCUCAAAACAGGUUCAUCAGUUUGUCACACAAGCUAACAGCGACUGAAACGGAUUCCGUGAGCAAUCUGAUCCAGAUCCACACAGCAAACAUGAACAGGAUCCUAUUUGGAGUCAUUGCGGCUUUGGCCGGCUUCAUUUUAGUGGACUCCCUCACUUGCAAUCAAUGCAGUUUCGGUAUCGCCGGCUUCUGUCUGUCGUCCACUGAAGUCACAUGCGAAACCAACACCUCCCAGUGCUUCACAGGGAAAGCGACUUUCUCCAUCUCCUCGGUGGGAUUCAACACUCAGGGCUGCAUCGAGUCCACCAGCUGUAACAUGACCACCAACAACACCCUACUGGGCGUAACGUACGAAGCGGUGGUCGAGUGUUGCUCCACGGAUAACUGUAACCCCGUACAAACGAGCGCGGCGACGCCUUCCGCUAAGAUAACGCUCACGACCGCCAUCGGGGCCGCCGUCCUCGCCUCCAUGUUGGGAAGCCUGCUCACACAACUUUCCGUGAGAAAGAAGAAGAGAUUUUGUGGAGGAGCUGUUGAUAAAACGACUGCGGGAAGUGCAUGGAUAUUUAGUUUUGAGGUUCCCCAAAUAGCUUGGAUGAAUUCGGUGUCGGAGAACUGUAGAUGUUCCCACAGACCGGUUUUCCAAGAAGACUGCUAUUUCGACACCAGAAACGCUGACUCCACCUUUCUCAUAAUUAACGCAGCAUACGGCCUGAACUGCCGGCAGUGCCCCGUCUCGCUGUUAGACAUCUGUUUGUUUGGAAGUGAUAUCACAUGUGACAAUUCCACCCAAGCAUGCUAUCGUGGAAAUGCAGUGUUCAACGGAACGUUGCCUGUCAGAUUGUACGCCCGCGGCUGCCUGGACGAAGACCUGUGUCAGCUUACGAUUAACGACAGCGCCCUUGGAGCACCGUUCACCGCCACCUUUGACUGUUGCGUUACCGAUCUGUGUAACGGGGCCACGCAUGUCCAGCUCUCCCUGACAAUGGCCGUCGGGGUGGCACUUUUUUCACUGUGGGUCAUGUAGGGAGGGGGUGAUCUAUUGUAUUGUAUUGGUGCUCUCCAUCAUGGCAGGGAAUACUGUAUCUUUUCUACUUUACAGGUUUAAUCAUACACUUCAGCGAACAACCCCCCCCUACUGCAGUACAUAUACAUGUAUGCGGUAAAGUAACACAAACAAAAAGAUGAAUAUAGAGUCAUAUUUUUUUGUUUUGGCAUCUACACAUAAUUAAAGAUGCAGCAAUCAAAAGAUCCACUGUGAUAUUUUGAU
Molecule: messenger RNA, 1320 nt
Organism: Doryrhamphus excisus (bluestripe pipefish)
Lineage: Eukaryota; Metazoa; Chordata; Actinopteri; Syngnathiformes; Syngnathidae
Source: RefSeq, a predicted model, not a curated record